Messenger RNA from Pleurotus ostreatus (oyster mushroom), 1581 nucleotides. RefSeq lists its product as uncharacterized. The record is from RefSeq and is a predicted model, not a curated record. Bases 1 to 1581 code for a protein of 526 amino acids. Gene Ontology annotation, molecular function: carbon-oxygen lyase activity, acting on polysaccharides; carbohydrate binding. The transcript has 19 exons. Gene Ontology annotation, biological process: pectin catabolic process. NCBI's taxonomy places the organism in Eukaryota, Fungi, Basidiomycota, Agaricomycetes, Agaricales, Pleurotaceae.
AUGAGGUUUGCCAUCUUCUUGGCGAUACUCUCCUCGCUACUCCCAGUAACAUUCGCAGCAUUUGGAAUCACUACUUCUGGAUCAAAUGUCAUAGUGGAUUCUGGAGCUGGUCUUGUCACGACAGUUAACUCGAACAAUGGGGACAUUACCUCCCUUGUAUUCAACGGCAAACAGUUGCAAGACUCGAGCAAGUUCACACAACUCAGUUCCGGACUAGGCUCUGCCACCGUAACCCAUUCAGUCGCAAACAAUAUUGCUAUAGUCACUAUCAAGACUAGCACUAUAACGCAUUAUUAUAUUGUUCGUUCUGGCACCAAUACCAUCUACAUCGGUACAUUCGCAUCUCAAGAACCAGACGUCGGUGAAUUGCGAUUCAUUGCCCGAUUGUCCAAGUCCGCUCUGCCUAAUGGCAUUCCCGAGGCCGAAGUAUGUCGUAUGAACGGAGGAGCUGUUGUCGAAGGAUCCGACGUCUUCAGUAUCAAUGGCCAGACUCGAUCCAAGUUUUACUCUAGCAUCCCGUUCAUUCGGGACCAGGUCCAUGGUGUAACCGGAUCGGGCGUUGGUGUCUUCAUGAUUAUCCCCAGCGUCAGCUACGAAACUUCUUCAGGCGGUCCCUUUUUCAGAGAUAUCAAUAAUCAAGGAAGUGCACAGCAGGAGCUAUACUGGUAUAUGAACAGCAACCACGAGCAAACCGAGUCCUACCGCACAGGUUUCUUCGGGCCUUAUGCUAUGGCAGUCACCACUGGUGGCGCUCCUUCAGCUAAUCUAGACACUUCCUUCAUGGAUUCCCUCGGCCUUCAGGGCUACGUAGCUGCCUCCGGCCGCGGCACAGUCUCUGGUACUUACUCUGGUACACUCUCGGGCCCUGCAGUGACUAUCGGGUUCAAGAAUUCUGCGAAUCAAUACUGGGUAUCAGGCUCCGGCGGUUCGUUCACGAGGACCUUGAUGAAGCCUGGCACAUAUACCGUUACCUUAUUCCAAGGAGAACUUGAAGCGGGCACAGGCAGUGUUUCCGUCUCUGCUGGGCGCACCUCCUCAGUAACUUUGACAUCUUCGUUAAGUCGUCCGUCUACGAUUUGGAGCAUCGGCACUGUGGACGGUACUCCUGCGGGCUUUAAGAAUGCAGAUAAGAUCGAACACAUGCAUCCGUCUGAUUCGCGAAUGUCUUCAUGGGGUCCAACAACAUUCACUAUUGGAAGCAGCUCCAUCCCCGACUUCCCCAUGGCCCAAUUCAAGGCGGUCAACAACCCCACGACAAUUAGGUGGACCGCUUCGUCUUCCCAGAUAGGUGCCAGAACCCUGCGAAUCCGCACUACAGAAGCCUUUGCCGGCGGUAGGCCACAGAUAACCGUGAACUCUUUCACAUCCAAUGCACCCGCUGCGGUCUCUAACAUAUACACUCACUCUCGUAGGGUCACUCGCGGCACAUGGAGGGGUCUCAACCAGGUCUACGACUUUGCAAUCCCCAGCGGAACACUUGUUUCUGGCAGCAACACCAUUACCAUCAACGUUAUCAGUGGUUCUUCUGGCGAUGGGUUCCUUAGCCCCAACUUCGUGUAUGAUUCUGUCGAAUUGUUCUAA